Molecule: messenger RNA, 1997 nt
Organism: Prorocentrum cordatum
Lineage: Eukaryota; Dinophyceae; Prorocentrales; Prorocentraceae
Source: the annotation of a GenBank genome assembly
AGCCGUUUCGGUUCAGGUUUGUCCGAAUCACCAGCUGCCACGCUUGACCACGGUUGCGCGGCCCUUCGACCCUCCCGCAGAAUCUUCGCCCCUCGCAGUCUGAGCAGAGCAAUGCCCGGCGCUCCUCGCCGCAGCCCCGCGCCCGUGCGCCUGGCGGCGCUGGUGGCCGGGGGGCUGCUGCUGCGCGCGGCGCUCGCACCCACGUGCUUCGUGGGCGGGGCCGCAACCUCCGCGCGGCGCGGGGGUCUCGCGCCCCAGCGCGCCGAGGCCGAGAAGCCGGAGGCGGCUGCGGAGGAGUUCGUGGCCAUCAACGAGGACAACACGGCCGCCAUGGCGAUUGUUUGUUCUUCUGUCAUUGGCGGCAUCACCGGCGUCCUCGUGGGCGGCCCUGUGCUGGGCGUUCUCCUCUUCGUGGGCUUUGCGUUCCUGGUCCGCCAGGGCGCAGACAACGACGCCGCCACCGCCCUCAAGGGCGUGGCCGCGAAGGGCCUGGAGACCCUGAACUUCAUCGGCGGCGUGGAUCAGAAGUACGAGGUGACCCGCAAGGUGGGCAAGUCGGUGGGCGAGCAGGUCGACAAGGUGAAGGCAUCAUCGCCCGAGGCAGCAGAGAUCAUCGACAAGGUCGGCGGCGCGAUCGAGAAAGUGGACAAGGAGGUGAACAUCAAAAGCUCCCUGAGCAAUGUCGUCACCAGUGGUAGCAGUCUCGCCAAAGACAUCGUGGACAAGGCCAUCGAGACAAAUGAGAAGUAUGGCAUCAGUGACAAGAUCAAAGGCACGAUCGGCGACGCCGUCUCCAAGGUCCAGAAAAAGGAGUGAGUGGUGCGAAAGGCGGCGCUGCCCCAGCCCCCCUCCCUAUUCCCCAUCUUCAUACUUCUUCGCGCUCGUCCAGGUGACUGUUCCAUCGCUCCCCGGCAACUGCAGAGUUGGCCGCGAAGUUAUCUUACGUAAUUGGUGAAGCAUUACACCAUCAGCCGUGGCACGCAGAGUGAGUGCAUCGAUUCUCACCGAUUUUGUUUUAGAGGUAUGCUUUCCUCACCUCCGUUGCGAGGGUAUUUUUGAAUCGGCUUGCUCCUGGCCCACUUGGGCCAAAACUGCAGGCUUGGACAACCAGCAAGUCUGAACCUGCCUGGCAUCAUUCCCCAUUUUCCGCCUUACCCCCACCCUCAUCUGUGAGGAGUGACACGGGGUCAAGGCGCAGGCCGAUGGGAAGGAACCAGCGCUACUCCUCAUGACCCAAGCUGGUUUGGGAGCCUUCUCUGGCGAGAGGCGCCUAUAGAAUUCUAUGUGUUCGAUUUGCGGGCCUCCGAGGUCUGGUCAGCGAGCCGAGGUGGCAGCCAUCGAUUAUACUGUAGCCAUUCUUCUAUUACACAGCGGUGCGUCCUCCUCUUCUCCCCCUCCUAACGCUUCUCCUCCCUCUCCUCCUCUUCAGUGUCUCGUCUGGGGGCAAAGAUGCCCAUGGCCCCGGGCUCCGACGAGUUGGGGCGGCAGUGUCUAGCAGCCCAGAGCAGGCCCGAGAGACGGGCGCCAGGUUGAUAUAUGGCCCACUGCCUGGUCGGCACCAGUUCACCCCCAGGAGUGAGCUGCUUUGUUUAGUUUGUGCUGUGGCCCUGUCCAGGGGCCCGGUGGCUCUUGCCUCGGGCAACGAAGAAGUUUGUCGCAGCGUUUGGGCUAAUCUGUUCCUGGCCCCGAGGGGGAGAAACACCGACUUGCGGCGGAAGCUUGGAGAAGUCACUCAGGUGACGGAUCGUCAUCCUGGUGACCUUGCAGCGCUUCAAGUCCCCUCCCACUUUGGAGGCCGAGGAAGGAGUUGCCCGCGACCUGUCAGGGCCCUUCGUUGCAGGCAGUGUGUUCUUGGACCACUUGGCAGGGAUUGCUGCUAAGGUUUUCAGCGCCCCGUGCGCUCUGCGUACCUUUUGCUCUAGGUCGAGGCCGAUGUCAGGUUGACCAGGGAACGAUAAUUCAGGACCACGUUGGAGGCGAUCCAGGUUGAGUGGGAA